AUGAGGCGAGACGGCGAAGAUGUCGAGGCUACGGCCCAGCUAGUACGCAAGGAAAAUGACGAGCACACUCACGAGAAUAGCGACUUUGACUACCAGGACGAUGAUAGCGCACACGAAGCAUACAACAACGACAGGUACCGGUCCUCGUCCAAACCGUUAUGGAGGCGUCUGCCGUUUGUGUCUAUGCCAAACUCGCUACCGCCUAUUCUCAAGUCAAACAAAUUGAACCCGCGGUUCAUCGCCUUGAUAUUCGGUAUAUCAUUUGUCACUACAGUUCUCGUCAUUUAUUCGUAUAGGCCGCCCCGGCCAACCGACGCUUCACCGGCGCCUGCUGCAACGACAGCAACGACGACGACAGCGACAGCGUCACUUAUAUUAGCUGCUCCUACCCACACCCCUUUAUUUAAGCCCGAUCCAGAAUUCUGCACCACUUGGCCUGUCGAUGAAGAUGGGAGCUACGAUCUUGACUCUCAAGACCGCUCUAGUGAGAUUCUUGAGCACCAUAGCAUUGCGCCGGAAGGGGGUUGGCGAAAACCGGAGGGCUUCAGAAUCAUUGCCAUGGUAUUUUUUGGGAGAAAGCGAUACGUCGACAUUCUUGAUUGCUACCUACGACAGAAUCUCGCAUCGAACGGUGGCUAUGUCGAUGAAGUGUGGUUCAUGGUCCACACUGAAGUCCAAGAAGACAUUUCAUGGCUGAAUGCUCUUGUGAAGGACCUGCCUGAUUACAAGAUCGUCGGCCAAGAAGGCUGUCAAUCGAACAACGGUAGAUAUGGGUGCUUGUGGGAACAUGCCACGGCAGAUAAUACUAUGUACAUUAAACUUGAUGAUGAUAUCGUUUAUAUCCAUCAGGAUGCCAUACCGCAACUAGUGCAUACACGACUUGCCGUACCACAUGCUUACGCAGUUUCAGCCAACUUGGUCAACAGCCCCAUCACGGGGAUGGAACAAUUCCAUCAUAAUGCUAUCUACCCAUUCGUUCAGGACCCAAACAAUCAACCACGCCAUCAUGCAUCAGAGACAUGGCGGCUUUCGGAGCAGGCGAGGUAUCCAAAGAACAAGUUGAAUAAGUGGAAAACCGGGAGCGAUGAAAGUAUCAUGUAUCCUAAGGUGCCAUAUCGUGGCCAUCCUUUCGUUUUGCUCUCCCAUGAUAAUUUUGAUCUCCUUCAUACUUCAAUGGGAAGAUACGAUCAAAACCCUGGCCCAGAUCUUAUCGCUUUUAGUCCGGUGUGGAGGUCAUGGGCCAUGGCUGCCCAGCAACAGUACUCUUUACUAUACAAUCUCGAGAUGAACCAGAUAUCUCGCUACUUCUUUGGACUACCAGCAACAUACCCGGAAGAUGCCAAAGGGCCUGACGCAAAUUCUACUGUGUCGACACCACAGCUAGACGACGGGGAACCUGUAUUGGGUGGCGAGCAGAUUUUCGACACGCAAUUUCGGCGGUACAAUCUCAACUUUUGCGUUGUCUGGGGCUCUGACAUUAAGAAACAUCUUCCCAUGAACGACGACGACGAGGACGCCAUUACAAGACUCAUUCCCAGGUCAACGGGGCGACCAUUCAUUAUUGAUACGCGAGCUGUUGUGGGCCAUUUUAGCUUCUUCACUCAGGCCGAGCAAAUACGCCAGACCGAUCUGCUAGACAGGUGGCGUGCGUUUGCAAACGAGGCCGUGUGUGCACCGGAUAAUCUCAAGAAGCCCUGGGAUUUACGCUGUCCUAUGUUUAACAAAUAA
This is a messenger RNA of Xylaria bambusicola, 1728 nucleotides long. RefSeq lists its product as uncharacterized. The transcript is spliced from 3 exons. The record is from RefSeq and is a predicted model, not a curated record. The coding region runs from base 1 to 1728 and encodes 575 amino acids. Lineage: Eukaryota; Fungi; Ascomycota; Sordariomycetes; Xylariales; Xylariaceae.